GAUUACUUCCAAGCUGUUUCAAACCCACCGUCACCCAGCCUGUAUUAUCAACUCAAUCAGCCUGUGCGCUUCUCCCUCGCUGUCCCUCAGCACCAUACCCACCACGUAAUAGCGAAUAUGCAAAAGCUUGUGUGCUCGGCGCGGGGGACACGGUCCCUGGCGACGACGACGUGCCGGCUACCAAGAGUUGCGGCCGCGCCCAAGAGUGUGGUAGCCGGCUGCCGUUACCGGAAGUGUGUGGUGGUGCGGUGCCAGCAGGUGAAGACCAAGACUCUUCACCUGAUGCGCCACGGCACAACCGAAAUGAACGAGUACCUCAGUAUGUAUCGCUACGAUGCGGAAAACUUUUCGGACCCCAUGCUGUACGACACAGUGCUGUCGCCACGGGGACGGGCGGGCGCACAGGCGGCUGCCAAGACGGCAGCACGCCUUCAACCGGAGCCCGAGCUGCUGGUGGUGUCGCCCCUAACACGGGCGCUGCAGACGGCGCAACUGGCCUUCCUGCCUCACUACCAGGGGCCGAUCCUGGUGGAGCCGCUGGCGAGGGAGCGGGUGUGGCACGCGUCGGACAUAGGCAGUGGCCGCGACAAGCUGCAGGCCACCUUCCCGGAGGGGCGAUACGACUUCUCUGACCUGCCCGACGUGUGGUGGUACACCGUGGACCCAAGCAACCCCCGGGCAGUGGGUCUGGAACCGGAAGAUGUGUUCAAGGAGCGCGUGAUGCAGUUCAAGCGGUGGCUGGGCAGCCGACCAGAGGAGACCAUCGCUGUCGUGGCGCACUGGGGCCUCCUGUACGAGCUCACCAGCGACGGGGACUCGCGUGGUGCAGAGUUCGAGAACUGCCAACUGCGCAGCUAUACUUUGAAGGUGCCACUGGAGGCAGGGAGCUCUUCGGACGGGGAGGGGCAGAGCAGUGCACAAGUGCCAGUGCUGCGUGAGCGCAUGCCCAACCUCUUGUCAGCCCUAUUUCGGUGACUGUUGACUGAUGCCUGAAAGGACUAUUAGUUCAAUGGCACAUGCUUGCUGGCCGGCAAGCGGGAAUGAGUUCGUUACAGGAGGCAGGGUGCCGGGGCGUCUACUGCUCCCGGUUGCUCGUGUGCUGUUGUGUGUGAGCAGUGUAUGCUGCUGUGAGGCACUUGAGUGAUGCGAGCGUGGAGGCUCGAGCGGGCUGCAUGCGGGACUUUACAAACUGAAGCACUUGGGGACCGAGGUUGUCGCUCGACACGGCCGUCUACGCCCCCACACGCGGCUUUCGGCCACAGCGUUAAGCCUGCGAACAGAUUGUUUGGGCUUUCGCCUGGGGUAGGCGACCGGCCAGGAUGGAGUCAUACACAGGUGAAACGGAAGGAGGUUCAUACAAUACGCGUGGCUCAGCGUUGCGGAGACACACAAAGAGAAGCGAACGGAGCGAAGUGACUGGAUUUCGUGGCCAUGGCUUGCGGGUAGCCAAAAAUUGCGUGGUCAGCGCUAGUGGAGCGGCCGUGCGCUAGAGUGGAUGCGACAAGUGGGCACUGGCCACGGGUGGGAGCAUCUGCAUGUCAAGACUGUCAGAGCAGCAGUGGUGAUGCGUGUACUUUGCACGUGCGGCGUGCGGCGCGGCAAUCCUCGCAACUAUCAACACUUGAACUGACACACGGCGAUCACAAACGGGCUUCCGCGCAACUGCCAACGAACAGGGGGGCAUCUGGCGUGGCGGUUGGCGCACGGCACGAGUGGGAGCGGAUAGUCGAGCAUGCGUGCGUGUGGGAAGCUGCGGAGGGGUACGGGGGGGCUCGGCGGAGGCUGGCGGUUGGCGCGGCGCGCGAGUGGGAGUGCAUAGUCGUGCGCGCGCCGUAAGGGAAGCUACGUGUGUGAGAUGCGUGUAAACUCAGAGAGACGCACGGGGCUGACCCGGUUUCCAUAAACUGCCUCUGGACGCACACAGUUUGACACGGUUGACAGUAGGGCUCCAGCGCGGGCGGGACUCGCUGGAGUGCAUGAGAGUCGCUGGUGGGCACGCGCGGGCGGGGCGCGGGCGGCGGAAACUCGGAAAAAACUGGCGGACAAGUGUUCCCCGGUCACG
This is a messenger RNA of Chlamydomonas reinhardtii, 2062 nucleotides long. RefSeq lists its product as uncharacterized. Gene Ontology annotation, cellular component: cytoplasm. The record is from RefSeq and is a predicted model, not a curated record. Lineage: Eukaryota; Viridiplantae; Chlorophyta; Chlorophyceae; Chlamydomonadales; Chlamydomonadaceae. Bases 118 to 975 code for a protein of 285 amino acids. The transcript has 7 exons. Gene Ontology annotation, molecular function: phosphatase activity.